Molecule: messenger RNA, 630 nt
Organism: Hibiscus syriacus
Lineage: Eukaryota; Viridiplantae; Streptophyta; Magnoliopsida; Malvales; Malvaceae
Exons: 6
Coding region: 45-521 (158 amino acids)
Cellular component (GO): chloroplast inner membrane; chloroplast thylakoid membrane
Source: RefSeq, a predicted model, not a curated record
AAAUCUUGCUAACUUCCCUUUGCUUUCUCUCAACUACAGCUCUCAUGGCGUAUUGUUUGGCUCCCGUUUCCAUCUCAGGCGGUUCUCAUCUCAAGGCAGGUGAAGUUUGGUUCCCCAAGUCCAGCACCUUUGGGAAAAGACCAAGUCUGGCAGCUCGAAGGAAACAAAUUCCAUUGAAACACCAGUUUUCAGUUUCUGCACAGUAUCGUGGUGACAGCAGGGGUGGAGGAAGUGAUUUCGUUGCUGGUUUUCUUCUAGGAGGUGCCAUAUUUGGAACUUUGGGAUAUAUUUUCGCACCACAGAUUAGAAGAUCCCUGCUAAACGAAGAUGAAUACGGAUUCCGUAAGGCAAAGCGACCGAUAUACUAUGAAGAAGGUUUAGAGAAAACCAGGGAGACCCUGAAUGAAAAAAUCAGCCAACUCAACGUGGCCAUCGACAAUGUGUCCUCGCGAUUGCGAGGCAGGAAUAACACACCUACUGUUCCAGCAGAGGCCGACCCCGAAGUAGAAGCUACCAUGUGAGGGUCUCAUGUUUGUUACUGCCGAGUCAUUAUGGUCGAGUUUCAGUGAUUGAAGCAGGUAGGUUCUACCAUUAGUUGUUUGAAAAAUUCAAAUUAGAGCUUGUGGCAAA